This is a messenger RNA of Paramecium tetraurelia, 1307 nucleotides long. RefSeq lists its product as uncharacterized. NCBI's taxonomy places the organism in Eukaryota, Ciliophora, Oligohymenophorea, Peniculida, Parameciidae. The transcript has 5 exons. The record is from RefSeq and is a predicted model, not a curated record.
AUGAUAUAGUAGGAACGUAAAGAUGACUUAAAACUUAAGAUUCUUCUCUCAUCGUCAGUCAAGGUCAAAUCCGAGGCUGAUUGCAGAUAUUUUGACAAGAUCAUCCCCUUAAAUGAAAAUCAAGCUUUUAUUUAUUACGACGGUGGCUCAUAUGAAUUGUAUGACAUUGAGUCACAAAAUAUAAUUGGCUAAGGCCAAAUCACCUGUGAUGUCAAAUUUUUCUCUCAGAUCUACCCCAUGACCUUGAGUUACCUUGACCCAGAUGAUUUGAAAGUCAAGUUGUUGGAUCUUAAAACCGGUAAACUCAACCAAUCCUUUACCUUCCAGGCUAGCAAUGUGGUUAAACAAAACAGUGAAAAAUAAUAAAAGGAAACUUUGGCUGAUAAAUUUCGCCUCAUGAUAUUAGACAGAUAAGCAGACAAGAUUAGAUACUUAAUCACUUAAGAUUUGGAAAAACAAUAUUCAAAUAAUAACACAUGUCACUUCAUCAUUAGAAUCAUCCCUCAAACCUACGCAGCAGACACUCAAUUUGACAUGAGUCCUGUUUUUGAAUAUAACUAUCCAAAUAAGACAGGAUAAACUGAGUUAUUCAACUGGUAGGUUGAUGAUGAGACAUUCGCUGUUUAUGGAUAAGACUUCGAAGUUGGACAAGCUGAAAUCAUGUUGAUCAAGCCCCACUUAGCUCAGAAAGCAUUUUACAUUAUUUAAGUCAAAGACGCAUUGCCUUACACCUUAAUCAAUGUUACCAAUUGGAUACAUCCUCAUUUAAUUGCUCUUUGGUAAAAUAACAACAAUGGAGACGCCAAGCCAACCAUUUUUACUAUUGAUAUAAGAUCUUAUUAUGAUGGAGAAAAUUGGUUACCUGAACCAGAGUAUAACGCGGUUAAAGUCAGAGAUGAAUAUGUUGGAGAAGAGCCAGUUACAUUUAUGGAUAUCUAUCAAUUCCAAUUGAAUUCCACAUAUGUUUUGUAAUUUAGACUUGUUGGUAUUGAUCCAAGACUUUCACUAAUUAAUUAUGCCAAUAUUGAUAAACCUGAAGUGAUCAACGAAGUAAAAGUAGAUGACUUUUUCCAUGAAUUCCCAGCAAAUAAAUCCUAUUUAUUAACAUACAAUGAUUUGGAAGUAAAAAAUGGACAAGUAGAAUUUACCAUUGUGUUUCCAGUUGAUGCAAGACAUCAAUUAUUAUAAAUAAUUGAAAAAGCAAAAGUAAUUGAAAAAUAUGGCAUUAACUACGUAGAAGAAUUAUUUGAAUUCUAUUAAUGAAAUUCAUAUUAAAAGAAAAUAUUAAAUUACGAACAGCCUUUUUC